Molecule: messenger RNA, 2109 nt
Organism: Pseudomassariella vexata
Lineage: Eukaryota; Fungi; Ascomycota; Sordariomycetes; Amphisphaeriales; Pseudomassariaceae
Product: cytochrome P450
Exons: 3
Coding region: 1-2109 (702 amino acids)
Molecular function (GO): monooxygenase activity; iron ion binding; heme binding
Source: RefSeq, a predicted model, not a curated record
AUGGACCAAAUACUCUCCCUUUAUCAACACCACCGAAUCCCGGUCUUGGCCGUAGUCCUUGGCAUCGCGGCGCUCCUCACAGCAUGGCUCCACCGUGACCGCAGACUAGACACGAUCCCAGGACCCAAGGGCUACCCCUUAAUCGGCGUCGGCUACAAACUGCCUCCCAAAGCCCCAGCUACCUUCCGCAAGUGGGCCAGAGACUAUGGCGACGUCUUCAAGCUGCGGGUGGGUUGGUACAACUGGGUCGUCAUCAACACGCCCGAAGCGGUGCGCGAAAUCCUCGAGAAACAAGCCAUCAACACCUCGUCCAAGGCGCCCUCUCCACUAGGCCACGACUUGGUAACGGGCGGUCUCCGUAUGCCGACCAUGCCGUAUGGCCCCCAUUGGCGGGCACAAAGGUCCGUGGUGAGGCAGAUCACGUCGGUGCCCAUCACGGCGACGUUUGUGCCGAGCCAGGAGUUCGAGACGAAGCAGUUGCUGUUUGACCUUGCCACCGAUAACGAGAACGAGCGCGACUUUUAUGUGCAUAUGCGGCGGUUUGCAUUUAGCAUCAUCAUGACGAAUACUUUCGGCACAAGGGUCAAGACUUGGGACCAUCCGGAUGUGCAUAAUGCCGUUCGUAGCCAGACCAUACUCAGGGCUACUUCGCGGCCGGGUGCUUUCCUUGUCGAUGAGUUGCCGCCUCUGGCUCAUUUACCGGAGUGGCUGCAGCCCGGAAGAAAAUACGCCGCCGAGUGUGCCAAGCAGGUGCUCGAUAUUAAGAUGGGUCUCUGGCGCCGACUGGAAAAACUGCACGAAGCAGGCCGGGCCCCAGCGUGUUACGGGCGCGAAAUGCUCGAGACCAAGCAAUCCUGGUACGCCCAAGGUCUGAACGACAUCGACCUAGCGUGGGUAGCAGGCGGCAUGGUAGAAGCCGGCUUUGAAACCUCCGCGGCCACACUAAACAGCCUCGUCCUGCACCUCGCCGCCUACCCACGCGUCCAAUCCGUCGCUCAGGAAGAGCUAAUGCGCGUUGUCGGUCCAGACCGCACGCCCACCUUCGCCGACGUGCGCAACCUGCCCUAUAUUCGAGCCUGUGUGAAAGAAAUGCUGCGCAUCAACCCUGUAUUAGCCCCCGGGAUCCGCCAUUACACCGACAACGACAUCGUGUACAAGCACCACGUGAUCCCCAAGGGCACCAUCCUACUCGCUAACACGGCAUUCCUGCACUACGACCCGAGCCGCUACGAAAACCCCUUCGAAUUCAUGCCCGAGCGGUACCUGGAGCACAACCUGUACAGCUCCGAGUACGCGGCCAUGAGCGACCCGUACAAGCGGGACCACUUCACCUUCAGCACAGGGCGACGGACGUGCCCGGGUGCAAGACUGGCGGAGAACUCACUCGAUAUCGCGUUGGCGAAUAUGUUGUGGGCGUUUGAGAUACGGCCGCCGGUUGUGGACGGCGUGGAGCAGACCAUGGAUUUGAGUGAAAAUGCGUACCCGGAUGCGGGGUUCACGACGCCAAAGCCGUUUGCGGCUCGGUUUGUGCCACGAGGGGAGGAUAGGUUGAAAAUUGUGAAGGAGCAGUGGCAGAGGGCGGAGAGGGAGGGAUCGAUAGAAGGGCAUGCAAAUGCGAAUGCAGAGAAACCAGUCACGCAAGUAUUGGUUGAUGGAUUCCUCAUAAUCCCGGUAAUCCUCGAAUGCUCCCCCCUAAGCCACGAACUCAAACUCCUAUACAGACUAUCAACUCCACCAAACGAACACGCCUCGGAAGAACAAGGGGCUCCCGAGCACUGCGAAGAAAACAAAUCAAUCACGCGCCCAGCCCUCCGCAUCUCGCUUGACACCAGCUGGAUCUUCAGCGCCGUCUGCACCCGCUCAUCAUCAAUAUUAAAUGACCCAAUCGCCAUCUGCGCCGGCGCGACCUCCAAUCCCGUGGCCUGCGUCAGCGUAGGCGUGCUCGCGCACCCGGUGCUGACGGUGCUUACCGCCGUGCUCGACCAAGGCGAAGACGCCAAUCCGAAAGUGGAUCCCGAUGCCGAGGCGGGCGCACUGCGGAGUACCGGUUCCACGGCCGCGGCCGCGGGACUCCAAGAGGCGCUUUGGGUGCAGCCAGCCGCUUGUUGA